Molecule: messenger RNA, 2043 nt
Organism: Helianthus annuus (common sunflower)
Lineage: Eukaryota; Viridiplantae; Streptophyta; Magnoliopsida; Asterales; Asteraceae
Product: protein IQ-DOMAIN 31
Exons: 4
Coding region: 869-1858 (329 amino acids)
Molecular function (GO): protein binding
Source: RefSeq, a predicted model, not a curated record
UACAGUUUCUUUGAAUUUAAAGGUUAUAUAUGGAUCAUUAACUUUUACAAUCUUAACCUUGUUGUUUAGAAACCUAGAUAAAAGGGCAAAAGCAAAACUAAAUAACUAUUCUAAAAUCAAACUCAUAGAUGUAUGCAACUAAAACAAUAAGCUCAAACUGUAAAAUCGGACCAAAACUAGUCUGUUGGUAACAGUUUAGUUUCGUUUUAUUUUCAACUUUUUGGUUUGUUUUGGUUUUACUUUUCAACAAUUUGUUAUCGGUUUAUAAUUUUAUAUUAGUCAAAAACCAUUAUUCACGGUGUGACCUAAAAACCGUUAAAACAAGACCCUAUAUAGUUUAACGUAAUUUUCUUAACGCUCGUAAAAAUAAAAUGUCAAGAAACCAUAAGAAAAUUUACAAAAUCUACCCUCUAUUUGGAAUCAUUUAAAAAAUAUGAUAAAAAAUUUUAUUUUAUUUUAUUAAACUAGCUAGUGCUGGAAAUUGAAGAAAAGUGUUUGUUAAGUGUCAUUUGGCACAAGUAGAGGAGUCAAUGCAGGCUUCUGCCUACAAACAAUUCAAAUGUUUCUUAUUUUAUUCCAUCUUUAAAAUGGUCAACGAAACACGAAAGCUCUUAAUUUUGUUCAGGUUUUUCUUGUUUUUUUUUUAAAUAAAAAAACAAUUUUGAAUAUGAGUUGUACAUAAAAAAAAGACACUGUUCUUUAAUCCAAUAUAAAUAUAUAUAGUUGUUUCUAAAUAAGUUAUUACAGGCUUAACAUAAAGUUUAAUCCACAUGUCACAAGUUACAUAGAUUAUCUUAUUAAAAAUAUUCUUAGUUAUAUAUAUGAAGACUCAUCACACAUCUAUUUUCACAACUUCCAUUUGGCUGUUAUGGGCAAGGCAAGUAGAUGGAUCAGAAACUUGUUGCUAGGCAAAAAGGAGGACAAAAUUAACAACGGCGAUCACGGUGGUGGCGCGAUUAUACCGUCGUCUCCACCACCCGUCACUGCCAUCAUACCGACAACUCCACGGAGGCGAUGGAGCUUUAGAAGAACAAAUAGCACACAAAAACUAGUAGUCAAUCACAAGAGCAGCCGAUCAUUUGAUUCUAUCAUGAACUCUCAGUUAUUAUCGCAAGCGUUGUUUGACUACGCGAUUCAGCACCAAAGCCACACCACUAAGCUGGUGGUUACACCCACCACAACAAGAGUAUCGAGUGUAGUUGCGGUCAAUGCUGCAACCAAGAUUCAAGCGGCUUUUCGUUCUUAUUUGGCACGAAAGGCGUUGUACGCUUUACGUGGGCUAGUGAAGCUACAAGCGCUAGUUCGGGGUCAUUUGGUGCGAAAACGCACGACAGUAAUGGUUAGAUGCAUGAGUGCACUCGUCGCCAUUCAAGUUAGAGCUCGCUUUCAAAGGAUUCAAAUGGUUGACAAUGCGGGUUCCACUAGUAAGCAAGGAUUUGUGAUGGGUGAUGAGCGUCGUCUAAGUGCACCACAAUUGGAUUACAAGGAUAAAUCGGGCCAAUUCGGAAGCAAACCUAGUCGACAGUCAUCUAGAAGAUUCUCGAUAGAUUCGUCAUCAUUGACAAGUGAAAAAUCAACGAGAUCGCAUAGCAAGCCAGUCGAUGAGCUUGUUGGAUCAUCACAAACAAGUACACCGCAUAAUGAACCAAAUUACAUGACCAAAACGGAGUCUUCAAGAGCGAAAGCACGGUCACAUAGCGCACCAAGGCAACGACCCACAAAACAAAAACGUGAAAAUAGGCGAACUUCAUCACAAUCGAGCAACGAUUUCGAAUUUGACUCAGCCAGUACUUGUACCAAUGGUUCAUCUUAUUAUACAACUCUUUACGAGUACGAGAUGGCUCAAAAUUCAUAUUAAACUAAGACGGGCCAACGGAACCAACGUACUAAUGACACCGAGAGAAACCCGACUAAAGAAAGCUGUUUAUACACCGAAUGAGUUAGGCUUCUAUGAUGUAUUUUCUUAUUUCUUUUCAGUUGCAUACUUAAACUUCUACACACUAUAAAUAAAUGGCCAGUUACGGUCGCAUUCUUACUGGUUCA